AGUACAGUCGCGGUGUAAAGAUGUCGCCGGCUUUAUUUAAUUUUGUCGAUGCAAAAGACAAGUUUGUGGCUUCUGCAAAGAACGCGCUGGCUGGAAAAACAAGUAAACCUUUGAUAAGUACAUUCAACCACAUCCAUGGCAAUGAAGCGGAAAAGAAGACCACACUUGACCAGGCGCUGAGGGGUGUUCUCGGGGAGCAGAUAGCUGAGCAGAAGGCAGACUGUGAGGACUACCUGUCCCUCAUCUACUUGAGCAUUGAUGCAGUCACAGAGGGUAUCUGCUCAGCUACAACUCCUUUCCUCCUCCUAGGAGAUGUUCUAGACUGCCUUCCACUUGACCAGUGUGACAGAAUCUUCACUUUUGUUGAGGAAAAUGUCUCCACCUGGAAAUCUAGCUCCUUUUACACUGCUGGGAAGAAUUACUUGUUGAGGAUGUGUAAUGAUCUUUUGAGGAGGUUGUCCAAGUCCCAGAAUACAGUAUUCUGUGGCCGUAUCCAGCUUUUCUUGGCACGUCUUUUCCCUCUGUCUGAGAAAUCUGGUCUCAAUCUACAAAGCCAGUUCAAUCUGGACAAUAUAACAGUAUUUAACAAAAAUGAACAAGAAAGCACUCUUGGACAGAAGCACUCAGAAGAAAAGGAAGGUGGCAUGGAGGUAGAAGAAGGAGAAAUGGGAGAAGAUGAUGUUCCUACAGUGUGUUCCAAUCCAAUUGAUUACAACUUAUACAGAAAGUUCUGGACACUACAAGACUACUUCAGAAACCCUGUCCAGUGUUAUGAGAAGUUCUCCUGGAUGACAUUCCUUAAGUACUCUGAUGAGACGCUGGCAGUGUUCAAGAGCUACAAGCUGGAUGACACGCAGGCCUCCAAGAGGAAGCUGGAGGAGCUGAGAGCAUCUGAUGGAGAGCACGUCUACUUUGCAAAGUUUCUCACAAGCGAGAAGCUGAUGGAUCUGCAGCUCAGUGACAGUAACUUCAGGCGGCACAUUCUGCUGCAGUACCUCAUCCUCUUCCAGUACCUGAAGGGUCAAGUAAAGUUCAAAAGUUCCAGCUGUGUUCUGAAUGAUGACCAGGUGACGUGGAUUGAAGAGACAUCUAAACUGGUUUACCAGCUGCUGAGGGAGAUCCCCCCUGAUGGAGACAAGUUUGCCACCAUGGUUGAGCAUAUUCUUAACACAGAGGAGAACUGGAAUGCUUGGAAAAAUGAAGGUUGCCCAAGCUUUGUGAAAGAAAGGACUUUGGAAGACAAACCCAAAAGGCCUGCCAGGAAAAGAAAAGCUCCAGAAGACUUUCUUGGAAAAGGUCCAGACCGCAAGCUCUUCAUGGGAAAUGACGAGUUGACUCGAUUGUGGAACCUGAACCACGACAAUAUGGAAGCCUGCAAGUCAGACAGCAGGUCAGAAAAUCAGUACCUCAGCCCACCAUUUGACCUUUUCAGUGUAUCUGAUUUAACAUCAGUCGUUUUCCCAUUUAGGGAGUUCAUGCCGUCACUGGAUGAGUUCUUUGCUGAGGCCAUUGAGCAGGCAGACCCGGCCAACAUGAUCGAGGAGGAGUACAAGGUUGUACGGAAUGCAAAUUACGGCUGGCAGGCUCUGAGGAUGCUGUCCAGGAAAAGUCCGCACUUCUUUCAACCGACUCACCAACGAUUCAAGAACCUUCCAGAUUAUCUUGACAGCAUGGUUUGCAAACUGGCCAAAGAGCUGCCUAAGGACAUCCCCUCCGAAGAAAUCAAGACGGGAGAAGACGACGACGAUGAGAAUGGAGACAAUCUCCUGAAGGACAGUAAUGACAGUCCAAGCAUCCAAAGCAAACAGGUGACAAACCAGCUGAUGGACGACGUCGCAGCCAAACUGGGCGCUCAGUGGAAAACGCUGGCUUCUCAUUUGGAGAUGAAUGCGGCAGAGCUGCGCGACAUUGAAAGAGAGAGUGAAGAUGUUGACGUUCAGGCCAAACUGCUGCUUGUUGCCUGGCAGGACCGAGAGGGAUCACAGGCCACCGUGGAGAGUUUGGCUACAGCUCUCAAUGCUGCAGGAUUCCCACAGAUUGGGGACAGUCUCAGGGAUGCUUAGAUGUGUCAUUUACCAAACCAAAAUAACUUGAACUGUUUUGAAAGGUGUAGAAAGGUCCAGUUGUUUGUAUAAUCUUUAUUCAUUUUGAACACAUUAAAAUAUACACUUUGGUUCAA
This is a messenger RNA of Thalassophryne amazonica, 2179 nucleotides long. It is a transcript of the gene thoc1, whose product is annotated as THO complex 1. The record is from RefSeq and is a predicted model, not a curated record. Bases 21 to 2063 code for a protein of 680 amino acids. NCBI's taxonomy places the organism in Eukaryota, Metazoa, Chordata, Actinopteri, Batrachoidiformes, Batrachoididae. Gene Ontology annotation, molecular function: protein binding. Gene Ontology annotation, biological process: mRNA export from nucleus; signal transduction; regulation of DNA-templated transcription elongation. The transcript has 20 exons. Gene Ontology annotation, cellular component: THO complex part of transcription export complex.